Messenger RNA from Suillus paluster, 1443 nucleotides. Its product is annotated as amino acid transporter. Gene Ontology annotation, biological process: transmembrane transport. The transcript is spliced from 13 exons. The coding region runs from base 1 to 1443 and encodes 480 amino acids. Lineage: Eukaryota; Fungi; Basidiomycota; Agaricomycetes; Boletales; Suillaceae. Gene Ontology annotation, cellular component: membrane. Gene Ontology annotation, molecular function: transmembrane transporter activity. The record is from RefSeq and is a predicted model, not a curated record.
AUGUACUACUCCAUUGCGGGAGAGGCGCACGAUGUUAACCUAUCUGACCAACGCCUUCUGGACCUUGGGAUUAGACCCAAAUUCCGCCGUGAGAUGUCUCUGUUCGGAGUGCUUGGGAUAUCAUUCUGUGCCAUCGGCAUUCUGAAUGGAAUGAGCAGCGCCAUUCAGACAGGGUUGUUCUCUGGAGGCCCACUUGGCCUGUUCUGGGGAUGGAAUAUAUGCAGUUUCUUUAUGCUUCUAAUUGCGUUCAGUUUUGCAGAGAUUUGCAGUGCAUACCCAACAAUGGGAGGACUCUACUUCUGGGUUUGCAAAAUGAAACCAGACCUCAAUGAAUCAGUCUUUACUGGCUGGCUUUAUUCCAUGGCGAUGGUAUUUACCGGUGUCUCCGCUAAUUUAAGUGUCGCUUUAUACCUUUCAUCCAUGGCAGAAGUCGGACAAGGAAGAACUCUAACGAGAAGUAGAAAUCGCUGCGAUCGCAUGGGCCGACAUAUGAGCACGUUAUUUGUCUGGUGGACACUCGGAGGCACAGUUGUUUUGGUUACCACCCUGCUUGUAAAAGCACCUAUGAAGAAUUCUGCCGACUUCGUGUUCACGAAUGUUCAAAACUUCACUGGCUGGCAAUCUAGAGGCUUUGUUGUGCUUCUUGGGUUUCUUCAGGCUGUAUACACACUCGAGGGGUGCGAAACAGCAGCUCAAGUGGCAGAAGAAGCUGUGCGAGCAGAGAUCCUGGCUCCACUCGCUGUAGUUGGCAGCAUCGCUGGCUCUUGGUUGAUCGGUCUCGCGUAUUUGCUUGCGCUUCUUUUCGCAGUUCAGGACAUCGCUUCUGUUCAGGCCACCACAUUUGCCAUCCCAAUUGCUCAACUCUUCUAUGAUGCAGUCGGGCCCCAGUUGACACAACUGUGUCUGAUUGUUAUAAUGGUUUCUCAAGUGAUGGCCGCAAUCACGACAUUUACCGCAAGUUCGAGACUAUUCUAUGCGCUCGCAAGAGACAAUGCGUUCCCGUUGAAAAAACAAUUUUUGACCUUGAACCGGUUUCAAGCGCCAUACUGGGGUGUGUGGACUAGCGUCUUGAUAGGAUGCAUCAUAUCAUGUGCCUACAUCGGGUCUGCGAUUGCAUUCAACGCCAUCUUAUCAUCAGCAGCCAUAUCAGUGAUGUUGAGCUACUUGCAGCCCAUCAUUAUCCGUGUGUUCUGGCCUGACUCAAUUCAAGACUUUGGACCUUUUCGCCUCGGAAAGUGGUCAUGGCCAGUGAAUUUUGCCAGUUUCUUGUUCACCAUUUUUGUCUGCAUUUUAUUCAUUCUACCUACGGCAUACCCGGCGGACGUCCUCAACAUGAACUACUCAAUUGUUGCUGUGGGCGGUCUUCUGGUUGUGAUCACGAUCAACUGGUUUUGGUGGGGAAGGCAUAGUUUUAAAGGCCUUGUAAAAACGGUCACAAUCUAA